AACAAGAGACAAGACAUCUCAAACCAAGAGAUGGACACCAAUUUAUGACAACAUUUAAUUUAAUUAAAAACAGGUGUGAUUUGAUAUUUUAUUAACCAAAGGUGGUCCAUUAUUUAGAUGUGAAUAUUACAGAGGCUGGAGCUUUGAGAAGUUGUUCUGUAAUCCGGAUGGAUUGGUGGACGGGGGCAGUGCGCUAGUCUCUGUCAAGCCGUGGAUCUGGGUUCCUCUGUAGCGUUUUGUGCCAGACAUUGACUGGGACAUGACUGUCUUGGAUGCAGUGAACUGACACCGCGGAGGAUUCAAUGGACUCUGGCUGGGAAUAGUUUAUGCUCUAUAUGUUGGGUCAGUAAGGAGGUGAGCGAAGCAGGUGCAACUUUCUUUGUUCUUCAAUUAUACCCGCCCGGUUGUUGAAUGCAUUUUGACGCCUUUCUGACAGAGGAACGCUCGAUGACACGAGACGACGGAGACAACUGAAAUACAGUGGAUCUUUUUGGAUUGGUAACUCUCCCUGAUCAUCCCUCAACCUUGCCCAUCCGAGUUGACCCCUUCCUACAGCCACCAUGACAUCGAACUCAUGGCCGCAGCUUCUGGCCUUCAAGCUGACCUCACCGCCUCACGACCCUGGGAGUCCAAAGUGGAUCUUCAGCUGCGACGAGGAGAUAGAGCGUCGCUAUGAGAUCGUUCCCUCUGUGGUCUGCUCCAUGUGCUGCCUCUUCGGCAUCAUAUACUGCUUCUUUGGUUACCGUUGUUUCAAGGCUGUGAUGUUCCUUACAGGCUUGAUGUUUGGCUCCGUCAUCAUCUUUCUGCUGUGUUACAAGGAGCAUGUCCUGGACACCCAGCUGAGUGUGGAGGCCUCGGUGGGCAUCGGCCUGGGCAUCGGUACCCUCUGUGGCCUGGUCACCAUGCUGGUGCGCUCCGUGGGACUCUUCAUGGUGGGGCUGUUGCUGGGAUUACUGCUGGGCAUCGCCUCACUUGUGGUAAUGGAGGAGUUCCACCACCCCCGGACGGUGUGGGUGCCCCUGGGGGUGUUGCUGGGGUCGGGCAUGCUGUUCGCCGUCCUCACCCUCCAAUGGCAGCGCUUCUUCAUCACCCUCUCCACCGCUGUGUUCGGCUCGGCUGUCAUCACCGUCACUGUGGACUACUUCCUGGAGCUGUUCGCUCUGGUCAGAUACAUGUCGGAGAGGAUCACGGUGGCUCCGCCCCGUCCUCUCUGCUGGUUCACCUGGGUCGUCAUGGGGGUGUGGCCUGUCCUGGCAUUGCUGGGGGUCCUCAUCCAAUGGAAGGUAACCGCCGAGGGAUAUUCACACACUGAGGUGGUUCUCAGCCGACAGCAGCGGAGGGUCCAGUUGAUUAGGAUCCACCAGAAGGAAGAGAGGAUGCAGAAAGAAGUGAGUAAGAAGAAGAAGAGACAGAAGCAGUACCACCACCCUCCUCCAUUUACCACCACCACCAACAAACCCCUCCUCCCUGAGCCUAUCACCUACCACAGGAAACCAAACCACACUCUACGCUUCGAUGGGGACGUGCUGUCUCCUAGUUACAUCGCUAGUUUCCGGGACAGACAAGUGGACAGACAGGGAUACCCUCACCACGGCAGGCCCAUCGCCAGGCACUACAUAGCUGACCGAGACUACGACUGUGGAUCCCAAGUACCCCUGACCGCCCCGAAUGGACCGGCUGUACGGGUGUGACAAUGACAAUGACCCAUAGUGUUCUGGAGUGGUGCUGUCGGUCCAUUCAAUGUCCAGAAAAGAUCUUCAAUGUCUGGAUUGAACGUUAAUCUCUGGACCGAUAUUUUUUCUGAAGUGCGUAUAGACGUUGAUGCAGUCCCUUACCCUUCUCUUUCGUUCCACCCUGAAGCAAUCAGUGUCCAGACUGAGAUUGACCUUUGAACCCUGGACAGACUUAUUGAAAGGCUGUUGAUGUCUUCUCUCCCUUUCCGUCCUUUAGUCUGUGGUUUUACUUGGGCUGUGUAACAUAUAAACCCUGCUGGGGUUCCUACGUCUCAGCUCCUAAGGGUGCAAGAAAGCAAAGACUGAUGUCUUCAAGACGCACUGACUGGAGUCUUCAAGAAGCACUGACUGAAGUCUUCAAGAAGCACUGACUGAAGUCUUCAAGAAGCACUGACUGAAGUCUUCAAGAAGCACUGACUGAUGUCUUCAAGAAGCACUGACUGAUGUCUUCAAGACGCACUGACUGAUGUCUUCAAGAAGCACUGACUGAAGUCUUCAAGAAGCACUGACUGGAGUCUUCAAGAAGCACUGACUGAUGUCUUCAAGAAGCACUGACUGAUGUCUUCAAGAAGCACUGACUGAAGUCUUCAAGAAGCACUGACUGAAGUCUUCAAGAAGCACUGACUGAAGUCUUCAAGAAGCACUGACUGAAGUCUUCAAGACGCACUGACUGAAGUCUUCAAGAAGCACUGACUGAAGUCUUCAAGAAGCACUGAUUGAAGUCUUCAAGAAGCACUGACUGGAGUCUUCAAGACGCACUGACUGAAGUCUUCAAGAAGCACUGACUGAAGUCUUCAAGAAGCACUGACUGAAG
Messenger RNA from Oncorhynchus keta (chum salmon), 2547 nucleotides. RefSeq names its product transmembrane protein 198-B-like. Lineage: Eukaryota; Metazoa; Chordata; Actinopteri; Salmoniformes; Salmonidae. Gene Ontology annotation, cellular component: cytoplasmic vesicle; plasma membrane. Gene Ontology annotation, biological process: positive regulation of canonical Wnt signaling pathway. The record is from RefSeq and is a predicted model, not a curated record. The transcript is spliced from 7 exons. Bases 561 to 1691 code for a protein of 376 amino acids.